Anopheles darlingi is the source of this 1777-nucleotide messenger RNA. RefSeq names its product isocitrate dehydrogenase [NAD] subunit gamma, mitochondrial (gene Idh3g). Gene Ontology annotation, cellular component: mitochondrion. Gene Ontology annotation, biological process: tricarboxylic acid cycle; isocitrate metabolic process. The transcript is spliced from 5 exons. Bases 148 to 1326 code for a protein of 392 amino acids. The record is from RefSeq and is a predicted model, not a curated record. NCBI's taxonomy places the organism in Eukaryota, Metazoa, Arthropoda, Insecta, Diptera, Culicidae.
UUGUGUCAAAGCAGGCUGUGUUUUCAUUUCCCAGGACCGAUCCUGCCGAAAAAAAUCGUAUCGGGAAAUAGGCAACCGGGGAUUUUCCAAGCGACCACAUUUUGCCAGAUUUCAAGGCGCACCCGUCGUACAGGAGCAGCAUCAAUAAUGGCCCUUCGGUUGUUUCGCCUGAGCCAAGAUGUGGUCACGCCGCUGAUCAAACGUAACUGCUCCGUGUCGGCGUUUGAGCUGCAGCACAAGAACCCGGUCGCGCGGAAGGUGGAGAAAAUCCCGAAGGCGCAGUACGGUGGCCGACACACGGUCACGAUGUUGCCCGGUGGUGGUAUCGGUCCCGAGCUGAUGAGCUACGUGCGGGAAGUGUUCCGGUUUGCUGGCGUACCGGUGGACUUCGAGAUCGUCGACAUUGACCCGGCGAGUGAGGGUAACGACGAUCUGGAGUACGCGAUCACCUCCAUCAAGCGUAACGGUGUCGCGAUCAAGGGUAACAUCGAGACAAAGUCGGAAGCUACGGGCAUUCUAUCGCGUAACGUAGCGCUUCGUAACGAGCUCGAUCUGUACGUGAACGUGCUGCACUGUAAAUCGUUCAACGCGAUUCCGGCCCACCACCAGAACGUGGACGUGGUGAUCGUUCGCCAGAAUACUGAGGGCGAGUACGCGAUGCUUGAGCACGAGAGUGUGCGCGGUGUGGUGGAGAGCAUGAAGGUGGUGACGAUCGAGAAUGCGGCUCGCGUUGCGCGGUUUGCGUUCGAAUUCGCCAAGAACAACAACCGCAAGAAGGUGACGACCAUCCACAAGGCCAACAUCAUGAAGCUGGCUGAUGGGCUGUUUCUGAAGGUGGCUCGGGAUAUCGCGAAGGAGUACCCGGAUAUCCAGCACAACGACAUGAUCAUCGAUAACUGCUGCAUGCAGCUGGUCUCGAACCCGCACCAGUUCGACGUAAUGAACACGACGAACCUGUACGGUAGCAUCACGUCGAACGUACUUUGCGGACUGGUCGGCGGAGCAGGCCUCUUCUCUGGCCGUAACUAUGGUGACCAUUAUGCCGUCUUCGAACCGGGCACCCGUAACACUGGUACGGCCAUCGCUGGCAAGAACGUGGCGAAUCCAGUGGCGAUGCUCAGUGCUGCCGUCGAUAUGCUGUACCAUCUAGGACAUCGUUACCAUGCCGAUUGUAUUUCGGAUGCGCUUCACAAGACGAUCGAUAUCGAUGGAAUCCAUACACCGGAUCUCGGUGGCACAAACACCAGUACCGACAUCGUUCAGAAUGUGUUGAAGCAUCUGGCGGAGAAGAGAACGUACUGGUUCCCGGCGUAUGCGUACAUGUGAAAAGUUAGGCUAAAAACAGUACAAUCGAAUCUAUACCAAAGCCCCAACCAAGAUUCCUUUAACCAAUCGUGUUUCCUUCCGUUACCCGAUUCAUAACAUCUAACCCGUGGUCGGUGGGUUUGUUUUGGGAAGUGACGUUGUAGCCAUAAUUGGUGCUGGGGUGUAUUGCAGAACUGAAGCAGAGCGACAACAGGACGAACAGAAAAAAAUCCCUUACCCGAGUACAUACAUAAACCAAACGCACCAUACGGGGUAAAUUUGGACAUUAGAUGCGAUGUGAAAAGUGAUGCAAAAUUGAACAUAAAACUGCUUAACGAGACACGAAAUUUACCUUCAAACGAUUACAACCAAAUAUAACAUUUCUUACUCCAUCGUGCUUUGCUACGAAUGGUUCAAAUUCAGUCAUGUUGUUGCAGGCCUUUCCCAAAAAAACUUUAUUUGUUACCUCAUA